CCUAGAGAAGCGAUCAUGUGUCAGAAGUGAAAGUGAAAGAACGAUCUUUUGCAUUUUGGGGCGUUAAAAGUGCUGACGCACCGACUCUUUGUGUAAAGCUGAGGCGAGUAAACGUUCAAAAGCGGUAAUCCGAAAGAGCUUUACCCAAGGCUGGUUGUAAGAGCCAUAACUUUAGAUUUCAUACAGUGUGCAGGUGAAAGAUGCUACACACAUCGACAAAGACGCCGACUGGAGGAUUCUCUUUUGAGAACACACGCAGAAAUGCUGUUCUGGAAGUAAACUUAUCAGAGAAGGGUUACAGUGCUCCAAACGCCAGGAAGACUGGCACCACCAUUGCUGGCUUGAUAUUCAAAGAUGGAGUGAUUUUAGGUGCAGACACCAGAGCCACGGAUGAUAUGGUUGUAGCUGAUAAAAACUGCAUGAAAAUCCACUACAUAGCUCCCAAAAUCUACUGCUGUGGUGCAGGUGUUGCAGCUGAUGCUGAGGUCACUACUCAGAUGAUGUCAUCAAAUGUGGAACUGCAUUCGCUGAGCACAGGACGACCUCCUCUUGUGGCCAUGGUGACCCGACAGCUCAAACAGAUGCUGUUUAGGUAUCAGGGGCACAUUGGUUCUUCUCUAAUUGUGGGAGGUGUGGAUAUUAACGGCCCACAACUCUAUAGCGUCUACCCUCAUGGUUCCUAUGAUAAGCUUCCUUUCCUUACCAUGGGGUCUGGAGCAGCUGCUGCCAUUUCUGUAUUUGAAGAUCGAUACAAGCCAAACAUGGAGCUGGAGGAAGGAAAGCAGCUGGUGAGAGAUGCUAUCACUGCAGGCAUCUUCUGUGAUCUGGGUUCCGGCAGCAAUGUAGACCUAUGUGUGAUCACAGAGAAAGCUGUGGAUUAUCUAAGAGGAUAUGACCAGCCUGUUCAGAAAGGAUUGAGGGAGGGAACGUACAGAUACAAGCCAGGCACUACUGCUGUGCUCACAAAAACAGUGAUUCCAUUAACACUGGAUGUUGUGGAUGAAUCUGUCCAAAUGAUGGACACUGAAUAAGGAUAUAUUUGCAUUUCUUUUCAUUCUUUCCUUCUUUUAUAGGACCCUGUAUUCAGUCAUUUGCAUUUUAACUGCUCAAAUCUGUUUUGCAAAAAUGUAAAAUUUUGAAAAGUGUGUUUCUGUCCUUAUUCCAUCAGAUAUACCUUAUCCCAUCAGAUAUAAAAUUAAUAAAAUUUAAGAUUAAAAAAUUGAAAGUGUAAUUUUUGUCAUGUCAGAGUGUUUUGUGUUUUUUCCUGAACCAUCAAGUUAAAAUGAAUAAUUUGUUAGAUGCAAAGGCAGUAUUAAUCAUAAAUAGAUUUAUAAAAGCUUUAUAACCAGAUAUUUCAACAUGAUGAGAAAUAUUUUCACAAACUGAUUACUACCACAUUGUUCAAAGCAAAGUGAGCAUGAGAAUUAUUCUUGAUCACAAUUGUUACUGGUGGGAAACUACAAAUCAGUCAGUUAAAAAUGUAUCAGUUGCUGAAUAAGACCCAAUCUAACCUUUUAUGGUGUAUCAUCAUUUAUAAAUGAUACAGAGAAAAUGUAUCAAUGUAUCAAAUGUACCCCCCUCCAUGAGUCAUGUGCUUGACAUUUUUGGCAACAUUGAAGUAAAGGAGACAUGAGCACAUGUUAAGUCACAUGCUGUCAAGGCUCCAUUGUGAGU
Molecule: messenger RNA, 1674 nt
Organism: Megalobrama amblycephala (Wuchang bream)
Lineage: Eukaryota; Metazoa; Chordata; Actinopteri; Cypriniformes; Xenocyprididae
Gene: psmb10
Product: proteasome 20S subunit beta 10
Exons: 8
Coding region: 201-1031 (276 amino acids)
Cellular component (GO): proteasome core complex
Molecular function (GO): threonine-type endopeptidase activity
Source: RefSeq, a predicted model, not a curated record